Molecule: messenger RNA, 2491 nt
Organism: Phytophthora infestans T30-4
Lineage: Eukaryota; Oomycota; Peronosporomycetes; Peronosporales; Peronosporaceae
Product: acyl-CoA dehydrogenase/oxidase
Exons: 1
Coding region: 6-2114 (702 amino acids)
Biological process (GO): fatty acid beta-oxidation using acyl-CoA oxidase; lipid homeostasis
Cellular component (GO): peroxisome
Molecular function (GO): FAD binding; acyl-CoA oxidase activity; fatty acid binding
Source: RefSeq, a predicted model, not a curated record
CAACCAUGUCGGGCACAUCUUGUGGCCCCGCUCGUCGUAUAGCUGUGCUGUCGCGGCAGCUACAGUCCACAUCAUGCGCCAUUUCCACGCGAGAUCAAACUGUCGCAGAGCUUGCUGCGGAGCGCGCCAGCUCUAGCUUCUCGCCUCGCGCCAUGGCCAACUUCAUCUACGGUGGGACAAGGCAGACUGAGCUGCGUGUGGAGGCCAUGCAGCUACUGAUGAGCUAUCCUGAGUUCUACAAUGGCGUGGGCACCUUCGACCGGUCGCUGGCGGAGUGUCGAGAGGAUACUGUGCAGCGCUUGAGACGCCUGUACUCGCUCUUCAUGGAGCACGGAGGUGAUGUAGAGAAGCGUGAGACGCUGGCGGACAUCGUGGGCAUCUUCGACCUACCGCUGUGGACACGGAACGGUGUCCAUUUUGGACUCUUUUUGGGCGCCAUCAUGGGCCAGGGAGACCAGGAGCAACAGGACGAGUGGAUGAUGCCCACUAUGAUGUUGGAGCUCUUCGGCUGCUAUGGCAUGACGGAGCUUGGUCACGGUAGUUUCACGAGGGGAUUCGAGACCACCGCGACAUUCGACAUGAAGACGGACGAGUUUGUGAUCCACACGCCCACAGACACGGCAACGAAGUGGUGGAUCGGUGGAGCGGGACAGACAGCCACGCAUACAGUGUGCUUUGCGAGACUUGUGCUACCAAAUACCGGCGCUGACCACGGAGUGCAGAGCUUCAUUGUGCCGCUACGUGACGUAGAGACACAUCGACCUUUGCCUGGUGUGAGAAUUGGUGACAUGGGGUCCAAAAUGGGCCUGCAAGGAGUGGACAAUGGCUGGAUUCAGUUCGACCAUGUCCGUAUUCCAAGAGCAAACAUGUUGCGUCGAUACGCUCAAGUCUCGCGAGAGGGCGUCUUUACACAGACGCAACAUAAGGCGCAGUUGGCGUAUGCUGCUUUGCUUGUGAACCGUGGCAAGAUCGUGACCUUGAGUGUUGGCAUUUUGGAGAAGGCUGUGACAAUUGCUGUACGCUAUGCUGCCGUGCGACGUCAAGGUUUGCAAGUGAAGUCCGAAGAUCCUCACACUGAAACGCGUUUACUUGACUACCAGACGCAUCAAUAUCGUCUGAUGCCGGUGCUAGCGCGCGCAUACGCGUAUCGAUUGCAAACCAGACACAUCACUCGUCUACUGCAACAAUUUGACACGCAAGGAAGCGACAUCUCGGAGGCGCUUUUAGCCGAUAUACACGGCACAAUGUCGGGAUUCAAGGCUUUUUGUACGUGGGAUGUGCAGGAAGGAAUCGAUGCUUGUCGACAGAGUUGCGGUGGCAAUGGAUACAGCAAGUACACGGGAUUAGCUGAGCUUCUAGCCGACUUCUCUGUUAUGGUGACGUUUGAGGGUGAUAACACGGUCAUGGCGCAACAGACAGCAAACUAUCUCUUGCGCUCAGUGGAGAAGUUGCGCUGUGGUGAAAAGCUCUCUGGGUCAGUGCUGUAUUUGGAGAGAGAAGACGCUAGUAACUCACGCCGACAAUGGGGUGCAGAGGGGUCUGCUGACCUGAACAAUGCGACGUUGCUUCGAGAUGCUCUGGAUGUGUAUACCGGUCGCCAAGUGUUGCAGGUUGCAGCAAAGUUGGCUGCUGCUAAUGGGAAAACAGAGGCGGAACGCAUGAAUUCGUGUCAAGUGGACCUUGUGGAGAUCGCACGUGUCCACGUGUUCUACAAUGUCGCCUCAGCUUUUCUUCAACACAUCGAAGAGAUCGAGAUAGAGGCGUCAGGUGAUAACGAGACACUCCUACCUGCACUGGAAGCUCUGUGUCAGGUGUACAUUUGCCAGGAGCUUGAUCGUGGUGCUGCGUUUUUGCUUAAAGAGAAGUUCAUGUCUCCAUUCCAAAGCAACCUCGUCCGUGCACGACUGAUGGAAAGCUGUGCUCGUGUGCGCGAUGACGCCGUGGCUCUCGUUGACGCUUUCAUGCUCACAAAUACGGUUCUAAACUCGUCAGUGGGCCGUGCAGACGGCAGCAUCUACGAAGGAGCACUAGCCGCUGUUCGCCAUCGCAUGGGCCCAACGCCGUACUUCACUUCGGCGAUCAAACCGAUUUUCGACGGUGAACUGCUGGACUGAUUAAUCGGCAACUGGCAACUUCCAAGCUUCUGGGUUAAUGUGCUGUUUUUCACGAUGACAAUGGUACAUGCAAUUCUUGUGUUUUUACUUCUCGCUUGGUGAUCUCAUUAUCCUUCGAAUUUGGUUUAGUCUUUAACAGAAAACUUGAUUCCCGUGAGUCUCUCGCUCUCCUCCCAAAGCUGACGAGCUUUGUCUAAUGAAAUGCUUUGCUUACUCGAUGCCACCGUCCGUGGCCAACCGUAGAACUCACUCAACCCAUGAGGUCCGAUAAACUCACCACCGACAACGUUUGGAUCCGUGGCGCAACACAAGAUAUUUAACGCGCCUUGAGCGUUGCUCUGCGCCCAUGGCAGCCAGUGAACAAAACCGAUGAUUGC